AUCCACGAAUCAGUGGUGCGUGUUCUCUCCUCUGCCUCUCCGUGUGUCGAGUCCGAAAGUAGCUUUUACACGGCGUCAUGUACGUGCGGAAGUGUUUGUUGUUGAGCCUGGGCCUGGUGUGCCUGGUCACAGCCCAGGACGACGGCGGCCUCCUGGACAAGGGCUACCGGGCGGCCUACCGGGUCUACGAGGACUGCCAUCAGCGCAACGUCGGCGUCUCGGCCUGCAUCAAGAAGAAGGCCAUCGGCUUCUUCGACCGGCUCGCCAGGAUCGAGAACCUGCCGAUCGCCGAGAACCUCGAGCUGGUCAAGGCGCCCGGGGCCCAGAUCGAGCCGGUCAGGAACAUAACCGAGCUCGAGGCGACCCUCGGCCGCACCAGCGGCGGCAGCCGCGACGAUGUCCUCAACGACAUCCUCCUCGAGCGCGUCUCCUCGCUCAUGAACAGCUUCAACGUGCAGAUCCGCCUGCCCAAGACCUCGGCCGGCGAGCUCAAGCGCUCCAUGGAGGAGGGCCGCGGCAAGAUGAAGAAAAUGAUGGGCAUGAUGAUGAUGGGCAUGGCCAUGAAGAUGGCCGCGAUGAUCCCCCUGGCGAUGGGCGUCCUCUUCCUCCUGGCCGGCAAGGCCCUGAUCAUUUCGAAGAUCGCCCUGGUGCUGUCCAUGAUCAUCGGGCUGAAGAAGCUGCUGUCCCAGAAGCAGGGCGGCGGUGACCACGGACACGGCUGGCAGUCCGGCGGUGGCGGCGGCGGCGGCGGCUGGGACCGAAGCCUCAAGGCCCUCGACCUGGACAACGGCGAGCAGGAGUACGCGCAGAACCUGGCCUACGGCGCCAGCAGGCAGCAGAGGAAGUAAGGGGCUUCACACGGCGCGCUAACGAAGUUCUUCUAUCUAUCAUGACGGUAACUGUACUGUGACGUGACGCACGAGACUGUGAAUUACGGACGCUUCGAUCGGGUGUUUUCUUUCUAUAUACUUACGAAUUCGGGAUUAGCGGCGAGGACGCUGACUGUAUUUUACACUGAAAACCAGUACUUCUGUGCCAAUGCAUACUGUAUAUUCAUUAUGCUCGACUGAAAAUUGACCUGAACGCAUGUACGGAAAAUCGAAAUCCUUCAAGUGUUCAUAUUACUCGUAACGCAAUCAGUAUUAGUACUUAGGACGUGUGCCGAUGAUUUUCUAUCCUGUCCGAGGUUGUUAAAAUAACACACACACACACAAACGCAUCUCAGAGCUGCUCACUUUACUCUCUUAGCACACAAAUCGCUACAUGAGAAUUCCGAUCCUCGCACGAUGGAAAAUCGUUGGCAUUAGAAUUGACAAAAAAAAAUUGUGUACCACGUCGUCUGAUCAUUUGUAUAGACGCACUUGGGACGCGGAGACGUGACAUUACUCGACGAGGACGAACUAAGCCUUUUGUACAUCGCGGCACUCAAUCUUCUUCUGUAGUCCGGUAGCGCACGCGAGGAGAGAUGACGUUUAUUAUAGACUCGCGAGGGAAAACGAAAAGGCUAUAACAUAGUGUGUGCGCGAGAGGAAUAACCUCUCGAGUGUAUUCCUCUCUCGGAAAUUGCUGGCCGAGCAUCUAAUGACAGGCACUUCUCCGCGACUCCAUCUUGUUCUCGUCUUUUUUUCCUUCUCCCUCUCCCUUUAUCUCUAUCCCUCUGUCUCUCUCUUUCUCUUUAAUCGUCCUUCUCUCGCAUGUGCGAGCCGGACAGCUGAUGGACGGAUAACGAGGCGCGAUGUGUAACCCGCUCUGGGCUUCUUUGUUUAUACACGCGACUGUACACAAAACUCGAUGGAGUCGCGGUGGGAAGUGCCCGUCGUCUAUAAUAAUAAUACUCGCUCGAGUCUCCGAGAGGAAUGGCAUUUCAAAUUUACGAACUAAUUUAUUUAUUUAUUUAUUUGUAUUUAUAUGUUUGAUUAACUCUUGAAUUAACGCUAUACUGUAAUAUUGCGCCGAGUCGCGCACCGACAACAUUGUAAUGCUCUCUCUGUCUGUCUGCAUAACUGUAAGGUACGAAGCAAACUACCAGAAAAGAGAAUAAUAAAGUCAAAUUGUUCUUUCUU
This is a messenger RNA of Nasonia vitripennis (jewel wasp), 2063 nucleotides long. RefSeq lists its product as uncharacterized. Bases 78 to 848 code for a protein of 256 amino acids. NCBI's taxonomy places the organism in Eukaryota, Metazoa, Arthropoda, Insecta, Hymenoptera, Pteromalidae. The record is from RefSeq and is a predicted model, not a curated record. The transcript has a single exon.